Messenger RNA from Rotaria socialis, 774 nucleotides. The record is from the annotation of a GenBank genome assembly. Lineage: Eukaryota; Metazoa; Rotifera; Eurotatoria; Philodinida; Philodinidae.
AUGAAUCAUUCGACACUGUCUAUGAUUAUCAAUCAUUUAGAUCCAAUAUUUCGACGUAGUACAUACCGCAAUAGAGAUGUUCUGAUAUUUGAGUCAUUGGAUCAGAUUUCAUGGAUUCGAAUGAUGAUGAUUCUUCUAUGUAUUACUAUUGGAAUUGGUACAUUCAUCGAUCUAAUCAUAAAUUGUAUUAAAUACCGACUUAUCUUAAAGCAAACCAUACUCCAUCGAUUAUUAGUACCCGUACUAUUAGUAUUAAAUAUUCUAUUUCAUGUCGCACAUUAUUCACAUAAUAUUUACAAUCCAGCUGCAUAUUAUGAACCAAAAAAACUUUAUUUAAAAAUUUUCUUUACUGAAAUGGAACCAACUUUUCUCUUCAAUUUUCCACUAUCGAUUGUAUUUAUUAUUGCAAGUCGAAAACUAUUGUUAUCGUGUACUAUUGGAUAUAAUCGAUCGAUGGCUAUGCCAAUGAUAGUCACUUUAUAUAGUUUAAUGUCAAUGAUUAGUGGCGGACAUUAUACGUAUGAGCCAUUCAAGAAUUUUCCAUUCAUAUGUCAUAUGACUAUUGCAGGUGAAACGAUAAUGGCAUUUUUCCUCUCGAUUAUUGCAUGGUUUAUUCAUCUAACAACAAAUACAAGUAAAUCAACGACGUUUACAUAUAGUCGACUGACGACACAAGAGACUGCAGGCUCGUCUAUCCAAAGGUCAAUGAAAAAACAUCGAUCCUUAAAACACAAAUCAAGUGACAAUACAUCACUGGAUGACGAAUCAUCUUGA